Molecule: messenger RNA, 4547 nt
Organism: Anneissia japonica
Lineage: Eukaryota; Metazoa; Echinodermata; Crinoidea; Comatulida; Comatulidae
Product: exportin-4-like
Exons: 22
Coding region: 106-3534 (1142 amino acids)
Biological process (GO): protein export from nucleus
Cellular component (GO): nuclear pore; cytoplasm
Molecular function (GO): nuclear export signal receptor activity; small GTPase binding
Source: RefSeq, a predicted model, not a curated record
GUUGUUGUUGUUGUUGACGUUAAAGUUUAACGUGAUAUCAGGUGGUUUGACGCGAUUGACGGUAGGGCGUAUUAUGUCCGGAUAGUGUGAAACUUAAAUUUCGGUAUGGCGGAUUUUGUUCACGAGUUAGAACAAGCAGCACAGAUUAUUUUGGCACCACCUCAGGCAGUUACCCAUGACCAACGUCACGCAGCUGAAGAGAUCAUUCUCUCUUUCCGAAAGUCUAACAACUCCUUGAGUGUUUGCAGACAUAUAUUUGAGCACAGUAAACAUGAUUAUGUUUUAUUCCAAGCUGCAACUACAAUUAAAGACACUGUCGUGAGGAAUUGGAAAGACUUGGAUAAAAAUGAGAUUGAAUCAAUUCGAUCCUUUCUGCUUCACUUUGUUACAGGAAAAGUCAGUUUACAGAGUUAUGUCCGUGAACAAGUGCUCCAAGCUGUUGCAGUCAUCUUCAAACGUGGAACAUUAGAUGGAAAGAAUCGACAUCAACUUAUGGAAGAUGUCACUCAAAUGGUUGCUAGUGGAAAUCCUCAAAUGCAAACCAUUGCUUGCUCUGUUUUGUCAGCCUUAUUGAAUGAGUUUUCAAGUUCCGCUCGUGCUAGUGACAUGGGGCUCAACUGGGAAUUCCACACAACCUGCAAGAGAAAUUUUGAGACCAAUGAUUUGAAGCAGAUCUUUAUGCUAGCUGUACAGCUACUGCACCAGUAUAGUAGUUUACCUGACCAGCAGAACCCAGAAAGGAAGGCAGUAUUCAGCAGAUUUCUCAACAUCUCCGAGCAGAUACUCUGUUGGGACUUCAGUAACAUUCGUCCAGCCAGACGUAACAUGAUUGUGUCAACUGACAUCCUAAUUCAGUUCUUUAAACCGGACAGGAGUUGGCGGCAGACUGUGUUGGACAAGAAGCUUGUGGAACACUUCUUUCAGAUUCAUGGUCUUGUGCGACAGUAUCCUGAAUUAUGCCAUCAUGCCAUGCAGUGUCUUGUGCAACUUGCGUCACUGAGUGGUGGUAUCUUUCAGACAGAAGAACAACGCCAGACUUACUUCACUGGUUACAUCCAGUGCUUCCUACUCAUGCUCUCCAGCAUUGGUGAUAUUAAUAGCUAUGAAGCAGUCGGACUGGCAAGCAUCGCAAGUCGUCUGAUUGCAGUCUACCCGAUUUCCCUGAUGGUUUGUCUUCCACCGGACCUUUUGUCUUCUUUCAUAAGAAGUCUCUCAACUCUAACAACAUACUUUGGAAGACAGGCAGCAUUAGAGGAAGCGAUGCACAAAGAUGAUAUGCUACACCAAGAGGCGUUUGACCUGUUAUUAGAUUGUUGGACCACUUUAGUGGUGGAUACCCAUCACUUUCCCAAGGGCUACUUCAGACCAUAUGCAACAGAAAUCUACAACUGCUACUUACAAUGCCACCUUGCCGCCCCUGAUGGCACAAGAAACCAGACUGAUACUGGCUGUGGAGACAUCAAUGAGGAAGAGGUCAACGAACUGGAGGAAGAUGAUCAUGACCUGUUUGGUGACCAACUCAGCAGUAUAGCAUUCCUAGGAAGAGCAUGUCUUGAACAUAGCUUACAUCUAAAUGUAAAGCUUCUAGAGGACCGAAUACAACGUCUCCACGGACAAUUGCAGCGAGUGAAAUCACAAGCUACAAGUGGUGACGCACUGAUCAACGUUGAUAAUAAACUAAUUAUAGACCUAUUUGAAGAUAUUCACUGGCUUGUUCUAAUAUCAGGGUACCUAAUAGCAGACGACGCUAAGGGUGAAACACCUCUGAUCCCCUUUGAGAUUAUGCAAUACUCAAUUCAAGAAACUCCAAAUGUAAAUGUUGAAACUACUUUACAAGUGUUAGGGUCACCUGGGCAUGCUGUGUCAUCCAUACCAGGAAGUGAAACAAGUAGUGAUAAAGUUGUCAGAUUGAUAGCUGCUGUGUUUCGUUUGUCUGAAGUUGAGCGACGUGCAAUAGAGGCCAAUCUGACACACAUUCUCAGCCCACAGUUGGGUACUACCAUUGUCUGGUUCCUCAAACGAUGGUGUCGCUCGUACCUAGUCUUGAAUGAGAAAUACUACUCGCAUGUAAGCCUACCCAUUGUUAGUGCCUUUGGAAUGGAUACAGCAGGGGCGCAAUGGGCAACAAGCUUUCUCCUGGAGAAGGUUAUUUCAAAUCUAUCUGUAUGGAGCUCAGAGGGAUCACUUGCCAAUGAUACAAUUAAUUUAUUUGUUACACUUGUUGAGAAAAAAGAAAGGUGCGCAGCAGUGUUGUCGUGCAACCAUUUCUGGACAUUAGUUAAACAUCAUCUGUCCUGCCAGCCCCCACUGGACGUCCUGUCAAUUGACAUUAAGUGCAAUGUGAUGAAAGCAUUGGUGUUAGCUGGGUCCAUGGCAAAUGAUGACGGAACCAAAGACAGGUACAGACAGGAGAUAUUGCAACCACUACAAGAAAAGUUCAACAGUUACGUUGAUGAAGAAUCAUUUGAUGCCAACGCUACCAACGAACCUGUAAUGUCAGAUAUAUGCUUCUGUCUAAGUCUACUUAAGGGCGUGCUGCAAGCAACAAGAGUGGAUAACGUGCUUCAUCUCCACAACUACUGUUUUCCAUUUUUGUCACGUUGCAUAGGUCUUGUUAAAGUCUACCAGAAUUAUCCAGAGGUCAUUGUCCUAAUUCUUGAAGUGUAUGUAGAGUUGGCUAACCGGCAGUUGUGUUAUAUAAACGAGACACAGAGCCAUAAAGUUUAUGAAUCCAGUCUUUCAUUGCUUCAUACGUAUUCCAAGUUCAACCUGGGUAAGAAGAGCCGUGAGGUGACAGUUGAGGAUGACCGAUGCGAGAGUGUGUCCCUCCUCAUGGAUCUCUUAACUAACCUAUUAUCAAAGGAUUUAAUAGGAUUUGAAAACUCAGAUAUAGAUGUGAUCCCAACACACCCCUCAAGCCAGGUGUCUGCUGCCGACAUCGUGCUUUAUGGUCUCAAUAUAGUGGUUCCUCUGAUGGACUUAGAACUUCUCAAGUUCCCAGAUUUGUGUUCCCAGUACUACAAGCUAGUGACAUUCAUAUGUGAAUUGUACCCUGAGAAGGUAACAGUGCUCUCACAAGACCUGUUCAACAGCUUCAUGGCUUCCUUGGAGCUAGGCCUUACAAACUUUGGUGGUGAUGUAGCCAAAUUGUGUUUUGAUGCAAUAGCUAGCCUGUGUGUGCAUUGCCAUGGCUUGGAGGACCGCAACAACCCCCUGUGGGGUGCAUUGCAUGCAAUCUUUAAGGUGGUGUUUAAUCUCCUUGUGCUGGAACCAUUUGACACAGAAUUGAUCAAUUGUGCUGCUGAGGCCCUCUAUGGUUUAAUAUGCUGUCAUCAGACAUAUUAUGCUGAGUUGGUGAACCAUUUGUUAAGUACCCAAUCAGAUCUGGUUUAUUACCAGCGUUUAGCAGAGGCAUUUAAUCAACUAACCCCUGCAGGACAGCCUUUAUCAUUGGACAGAGCACACAAGGCAUCGUUUUACAAGAAACUAGAAUCAUUCUUAUCAACUGUACGUUUACUCAUGUGCGUAAAAUGAUGCUGAAAUGAUAGUGGCAAAUGGGAGAGAAUGAAGAGCCAUGCUCCGUUCCCUCUACAUGCAAGUAAUGAAAGCAGAGAUUCAAGCAGAUUGGGAUCCAUGCUGAGCUGGUUGAAUGUCGUUGCAUGAAUUGGAGUAGAGAUUGUUGGCGGAGGAAAUGACUCCAUGCCUGUCAAUCUCAAAAGAUGUUGUGGCAGCAGUAGGUAUUAGUAUUAGGGAGGUUUCGCUAUCCGUAAUGGUUUUUAGCCAUUCUGUGUUUUUCGCAAUCACAGCGGAAUUUAAGCGUACGGCCUAGUCCUAUUCCAUUUUCUUCUGUCAUCAUGCUUCUCAAAAUCAGAUUUUGGCAUUGGAAAUUUGAAGUGAUAGCCGAAUAAUGCUCCUUCCCUCGUUGACAAGAAAAGUUGGAUAUUUCGUGGUAGGCCCUAUUGUUUAUGACCAAUGCCUGGCUACUGUAAGCGGAUUCCUAUACGCUGGGCUAAGCCGAAAAUCCUGACACCACCAAGCACCAACGUUUUAAUACUCCAAAUGAGCCGCAUCCUAUCGUAAUUUGCUGUCUUUGAAAGUCACAAAAAUGGCAUGUACGUAUUCAAAGAUACAUUUAUUUGUUGAACUUGCUGUAAAAUGUGAAAAAAAAAACGAAGAUCCUACUAGAAAUUCAAAAUUUUCUACGCGUUUUUCGCUUGUGUGCAGUGAGCGAGUUAGUGGAUAGCAACCGGUGUACGACAUAAAUGAUGACGUAUCCGUCACACUAACCGUAUGCGUUUGCAUGCGAAACCUCCCUAUUAUCUACAGAAUUUCCUGGUCGUGUGCUGCCGUCAGAGACAGGAAUUUCAUAUCUGACCAUGGCAUCAAAGUUUGUCUCAUGAGGUGUUGACUUCUUUGAAUGCAUCAGUUGCACAAAUAUAAAUAUACAGUAAAAACAAGUUUGAAUUGAAAUGUUUUAUAACAAUUUCAAUUUUUUAAAAUUUUGUUGUAUUCAUUUUAAUUUUUUGGAAAUUUUGAAAAAAAGAAAG